AUGCACCAAAAUGUGUUGGCGCGAAGGAUUUAUACGGAUCCUUCUUUAUGCCCUAUUAGUAAAGCGAUAAGGUUCUCCGAUCCAUAUGACUGGGAAAUGCGAUCUGAUGUCCAUACUGAGCCAGGAUCUCUCUCACCAGUUGCUUCGCGUGCUGCUUCCAGUCUUCUUCACGCCAAUGAGUACAAUCCAUUCCCUGAAGAAUUCUUCUCGAUGGACCCUCUUGGAUUUUGA
This is a messenger RNA of Necator americanus (New World hookworm), 231 nucleotides long. RefSeq lists its product as uncharacterized. The transcript is spliced from 4 exons. Lineage: Eukaryota; Metazoa; Nematoda; Chromadorea; Rhabditida; Ancylostomatidae. The record is from RefSeq and is a predicted model, not a curated record. Bases 1 to 231 code for a protein of 76 amino acids.